Mesorhabditis spiculigera is the source of this 1611-nucleotide messenger RNA. The record is from the annotation of a GenBank genome assembly. Lineage: Eukaryota; Metazoa; Nematoda; Chromadorea; Rhabditida; Rhabditidae.
AUGUUGGUUUUUGUGUACGGAACUUUGAAGAAAAAUGAACCCAACCAUCAUUAUCUUAUGGCAACAUCCGGGAGUUGUGAUUUUAUAGGCAAUGGCCGUUCUGUUUCGAAAUUCCCGCUAAUAAUAGCUACCCAAUUUAAUAUACCGAUGGCAUUAAGGGAUCGAAAGAGGGGAAAGAGGAUUCAAGGCGAGGUCUACAAAAUUGAUGAGGAAAAGCUGGGAUAUUUGGACGAGCUUGAGGCCUAUCCCGAUCUUUAUACCAGAGAAUUGGAAACUAUCGAAAUGGCUGAUGGUAGCACAGAAAAGGCGUGGAUGUAUCUAUUGCAUGAAUGGAGAGAUGAUAUUUUUGACACAAGCUCAGAACUUUUGGAUUGUUAUUCUAGCAAAGGGGAGCAUGGUCGGGAGUACGUGGAUAGGCUAAAACGCGCCCGCCUCCUCCUUGACUCAAAACUCGACGUUUUUGCCUGGAUCAAAGGGAAAGAUUUGGAUGAUGAGGCCUUGAAAGAAAAAACUAUGCAGAAGGCCCUGCGCGACUUGUCCGGUCCAUCAGCGGAUUCAACCUUGACGAUGACUACCUUGAUCGACAAAGAGAAUACCGCCCCGGUUGUCACGGCUACCAAGGACCUCGUCUCCGCCGCCCCUCUUCUUGAAGAACCGCUGCUGAAAGAAAACCCAAAUCGCUUCGUCAUCUUCCCGCUGCAGUACCACGACAUCUGGGCGUUCUACAAGAAGGCCGUCGCUUCUUUCUGGACAGUUGAAGAAGUAGAUUUAGGAAAGGAUAUGAACGAUUGGGAAAAGUUGAACGACAAUGAGCGCUUCUUCGUUUCUCGCGUUCUUGCCUUCUUCGCCGCCUCUGACGGAAUCGUCAAUGAAAAUUUGGUCGAGCGUUUUGCCCAAGAAGUUCAAGUCCCGGAGGCGCGCUUCUUCUAUGGGUUCCAGAUCGCCAUCGAGAACAUCCAUUCGGAGAUGUACUCGAAAAUGAUCGAAACGUACAUCAGGGACGAUAAGGAGAGGAGAUUGUUGUUCAACGCCAUCGAAGAGUUCCCGUUUAUCAAGAAGAAGGCCGACUGGGCUCUGCGUUGGAUUGCCGAUCAAAAGUCUACUUUCUCGGAACGCGUCAUCGCCUUUGCUGCUGUUGAAGGGAUCUUCUUCUCCGGAUCUUUCGCCGCCAUUUUCUGGCUGAAGAAGCGUGGACUGAUGCCUGGCCUCACGCAUUCCAACGAACUAAUUUCCCGUGAUGAAGGCUUGCACAGGGAUUUUGCUUGUCUGAUGUAUCGUCAUAUCAACAACAAGCUGUCCCAAGAAAGGAUUCAUCACAUCAUCGCCGAUGCUGUCAAGAUCGAGCAGGAAUUCUUGACCGAGGCUCUACCCGUCGAUAUGAUUGGGAUGAACAAGAAGCUGAUGUCGCAAUACAUUGAAUUCGUUGCUGACCAUCUUCUCGCCGAGCUUGGUUGUGAUAAGCUCUUCCACUCCAAGAACCCGUUCGACUUCAUGGAGAACAUCUCGAUCGAGGGCAAGACGAAUUUCUUCGAGAAGCGCGUCUCCGAGUACCAGAAGCCGGGCGUGAUGAGCUCCGAGGAGGAUCGUCAAAUCGAAUUUGAUGCCGAUUUU